Messenger RNA from Malassezia pachydermatis, 993 nucleotides. Its product is annotated as 3-hydroxyacyl- dehydrogenase. Gene Ontology annotation, biological process: fatty acid beta-oxidation. Gene Ontology annotation, molecular function: (3S)-3-hydroxyacyl-CoA dehydrogenase (NAD+) activity; NAD+ binding. Bases 1 to 993 code for a protein of 330 amino acids. Gene Ontology annotation, cellular component: mitochondrion. The transcript has 3 exons. Lineage: Eukaryota; Fungi; Basidiomycota; Malasseziomycetes; Malasseziales; Malasseziaceae. The record is from RefSeq and is a predicted model, not a curated record.
AUGUCGAUGUUUGCUACUGCUGGUGCCCGUACUCUUAUGGCCGGCCGCGCUGUCGGCUCGCGUUCGUUUUCCACUUCGAUGGCGGCGCAGAAGGAUGUGAAGAACGUCACGGUCUUCGGUGCCGGUCUUAUGGGUGCUGGUAUUGCCCAGGUGCUUGCCCACGUUGGCCAGUACAAUGUGACGCUGGCUGAUGUCACCGACAAGGCCCUAGCGAAUGGUCAGUCGAUCAUCUCCAAGUCACUCUCUCGCAUUGCCAAGAAGAAGAUGGCGGACAAGUCGCCGGAGGAGCAGCAGCAGUUUGUGAAGGGUGUGGUGGACUCCAUCAACGUGACCACGGAUGCCUCGAAGGCUGUCGAGUCCUCGGACCUUGUGAUCGAGGCGAUCAUUGAGAACAUGAAGAUCAAGCAGGAGCUCUUCAGUUUCCUGGACACCAAGGCGCCGGAGGAUGCUAUCUUUGCGAGCAACACCUCGUCGCUGAGCAUCACGGAGGUCGCUAGCUCGACCAAGCGCCCGCAGCUCUUCGGUGGUUUCCACGCGUUCAACCCUGUGCCUCAGAUGAAGCUCAUUGAGAUUGUGCGCACGAAGGACACCAACGACGACACGCACAAGUCGCUUGUCGAGGUGGCCAAGCGCAUGGGCAAGGUGCCUGUGUCGUGCAUUGACUCGCCAGGCUUCAUUGUGAACCGUCUCCUGGUGCCCUACCAGCUGGAGGCCAUCCGUCUGGUGGAGCGUGGCGUCGCGUCGCCGGAGGAUGUGGACACGGCCAUGAAGCUGGGCGCUGGCUACCCCAUGGGUCCAUUCGAGCUCGGCGAUCUUGUGGGUCUCGACACGCUGGAGCACAUUGCCAAGGGCUGGCGCGAGACGUGCGCUGGUUCGGAGCACAUGCCAGCGGACCUGGUGACCGAGUCGCCGAUGCUCGCCAAGCUGAUCCAGGAGGGCAAGCUCGGUCGCAAGACCCCGGAGAAGGGUGGCUUCUACCAGUACAACAAGUAA